Messenger RNA from Eremomyces bilateralis CBS 781.70, 468 nucleotides. RefSeq lists its product as uncharacterized. The annotation marks the transcript as partial. Lineage: Eukaryota; Fungi; Ascomycota; Dothideomycetes; Eremomycetales; Eremomycetaceae. Gene Ontology annotation, molecular function: copper ion binding; DNA-binding transcription factor activity, RNA polymerase II-specific; RNA polymerase II cis-regulatory region sequence-specific DNA binding. The record is from RefSeq and is a predicted model, not a curated record. The transcript has 3 exons. Gene Ontology annotation, biological process: intracellular iron ion homeostasis; positive regulation of transcription by RNA polymerase II; intracellular copper ion homeostasis. Gene Ontology annotation, cellular component: nucleus.
AUGCUCAUCGACGGUGAGAAGUGGGCAUGCGAGUCGUGCGUCAAAGGACAUCGCGGUCGACCCGUCAAACAGUGUGAACAUUGCCGUGGCGCAAGGAAAUCGAAGUCGCAUCAUGCAAAAUGCGAUUGUGGCGAGAGAAAAGAAAAUUCGGGGUUGGAUGUCAAGCGUACGCAAUUCGACCUGUGCUUGGUCGUUGUGCUCAGAGACUUAACGCUCCAUCAUUGCGCCUGUUUCCAGGGUUCCCAAUGCGUCUGCGGCUUGAAAUCGGAGUCGGUGGAUCCGGAUCUGCCACCGAAGCCUCGCAGCAAGGCACGACCCGGUAUGUCGACCGCACAUUCCGAGAGUACCUUGAUGGUGUUCGCAAAUGGCCAUCACAAACCCUGUCAUCGUUCGAACAACUUGGCCCAUACGUCGGGUGUCCCAUACCGAAUCCCUCGUCAUGCUCCGAGCCAUUCCAUCAGCUCAUCG